This is a messenger RNA of Hyaena hyaena (striped hyena), 601 nucleotides long. Its product is annotated as 40S ribosomal protein S8-like. The record is from RefSeq and is a predicted model, not a curated record. NCBI's taxonomy places the organism in Eukaryota, Metazoa, Chordata, Mammalia, Carnivora, Hyaenidae. Gene Ontology annotation, molecular function: structural constituent of ribosome. Gene Ontology annotation, biological process: maturation of SSU-rRNA from tricistronic rRNA transcript (SSU-rRNA, 5.8S rRNA, LSU-rRNA); translation. Gene Ontology annotation, cellular component: ribosome; cytosolic small ribosomal subunit. The coding region runs from base 21 to 563 and encodes 180 amino acids. The transcript has a single exon.
CGCAGCUAGCGCUGAGAGCGAUGGGCAUCUCUCGGGACAACUGGCACAAGUGCCGCAAGACCAGGGGCAAGAGAAAGCCCUACCACAAGAAGUGGAAGUAUGAGCUGGGACGCCCCACCGCCAACACUAAGAUUGAACCCCCCCCCAUACAAACAGUCCAGGUUCGAGGAGGCAAUAAGAAGUACCGUGCCUUGAGGCUGGACGUGGGGAAUUUCUCAUGGGGCUCUGAGUGUUGUACACACAGAAUAAGGAUUAUUGAUGUUGUCUGUAAUGCAUCCAAAAAUGAACUGGCCUGCACCAAGUCCCUGGUGAAGAACUGCAUCAUGCUCAUUGACAGCACACUAUACUGGCAGUGGUACGAGUCUCACUAUGCACUGCCCCUGGGCCGCAAGAAGGGGGCCAAGCUGACUCCCGAGGAGGAAGAGAUUUUAACCAAAAAACAAUCAAAGAAAAUUCAGAAGAAAUAUGAUGAAAGGAAAAAGAAUGCCAAAAUCAGCAGUCUUCUGGAGGAGCAGUUCCAGCAGGGAAAGCUGUGUGCAUGCAUUGCUUCAAGACCAGGCUAAUGUGGUCGAGCAGAUGGCUAUGUGCUGGAGGGCGAGGA